Paramormyrops kingsleyae is the source of this 4840-nucleotide messenger RNA. It is a transcript of the gene ptpn11b, whose product is annotated as protein tyrosine phosphatase non-receptor type 11b. Lineage: Eukaryota; Metazoa; Chordata; Actinopteri; Osteoglossiformes; Mormyridae. Gene Ontology annotation, biological process: protein dephosphorylation; positive regulation of ERK1 and ERK2 cascade. Gene Ontology annotation, molecular function: receptor tyrosine kinase binding; cell adhesion molecule binding; non-membrane spanning protein tyrosine phosphatase activity. Gene Ontology annotation, cellular component: cytoplasm. The record is from RefSeq and is a predicted model, not a curated record.
UUCUACAUUGUUUAACGCAGAGAGACAAGGGACGACAACUGGGAGUGACUUUUAUUUCUCCCUAUUCUCUUUGCACACGUAUCUCUUGUUUGUUUUUCAUUGUAGAGAGAUCGGUGAUUUUCAAGCACUGCGAUGACGUCUCGCAGGUGGUUCCACCCCAACAUCACAGGAAUUGAGGCUGAGCAGCUGCUCCUGUCACGAGGGGUGCACGGGAGUUUUCUGGCCCGACCCAGCAAGAGCAACCCUGGGGACUUCACGCUGUCCGUCAGGCGGAAUAACGAGGUCACGCAUAUUAAGAUCCAGAACACGGGAGACUACUAUGACCUGUACGGCGGGGAGAAGUUUGCCACCCUGGCAGAGCUGGUACAGUACUACACCGAGCAGCAGGACCUGCUACGAGAGAGGAAUGGUGACGUCAUCGAGCUGAAGUACCCCCUGAACUGCAAGGACCCCACGUCCGAAAGGUGGUUCCACGGGCAUUUAUCCGGGCGAGAAGCCGAGAAGCUGCUGACAGACAAGGGCAGGUCCGGCAGCUUCUUGGUGCGGGAGAGUCAGAGCAAACCGGGGGACUUCGUGCUGUCCGUCCUCACCCACGAGGAGAAGCACGAAAAUUCAGAGCGCAGAACACGGGUCACGCACGUCAUGAUCCGCUAUCAGGACAGCAAGUAUGAUGUUGGUGGUGGCGAGAGGUUUGACACCCUGGCUGACCUUGUGGAGCACUAUAAAAAAAACCCCAUGGUGGAAAAGAGUGGGAUUGUGGUGCACCUCAAACAGCCUUUCAACGCCACCAGGAUCAACGCAGCUAACAUCGAGAACCGAGUCCGGGAGCUGAACAAAGUGACCGACAACUCAGAGAAGUCCAAGCAAGGUUUCUGGGAGGAGUUUGAGGUUCUGCAGCAACAAGAGUGCAAACUUCUCUAUCCGAGGAAAGAGGGACAGCGCCUGGAAAACAAGAUCAAGAACAGAUACAAGAACAUCCUCCCCUUUGACAACACACGUGUGGUUCUAAAGGAAGUCGACAGAGAUGUCCCUGGCUCAGACUACAUCAAUGCCAACUACAUCGAGAGCAAACCUGAGGAAGGGCACUGUGCUGAUGAGGGCAAAGUCUAUAUCGCCACCCAAGGUUCCCUGCAGAACACAGUCGCAGACUUCUGGGAGAUGGUUUACCAGGAGAACACGCAUGUCAUUGUCAUGACAACCAAGGAGAUGGAGCGUGGCCGGAACAAGUGUGUGCGGUACUGGCCAGACAUUGACUCCACAAAAGAGUUUGGAAAACUGAGCAUUAGGAACACCAGUGAGUGUCCAGCACAGGAUUACAUCUUGAGGGAGCUGGAGAUCACGCGCCUGAACACGUCUGAAGCACCCAGGUACAUCUGGCACUAUCAGUACCUGAGCUGGCCAGAUCAUGGUGUCCCUAACGAACCGGGAGGAGUUCUCAGUUUUCUGGACCAGGUGAACCAAACUCAAAAUGCACUUACGGAGACUGGGCCCAUAGUCGUCCACUGCAGUGCAGGAAUCGGAAGGACAGGAACUAUAAUUGUAAUUGACAUCCUCAUUGACAUCAUUAACAGGCAAGGCCUGGACUGCGAUAUAGACAUCCCGAAGACCAUCCAGAUGGUGCGGAGGCAGCGCUCAGGCAUGGUUCAGACCGAGGCCCAGUACAAGUUCAUCUACAUGGCUGUGCAGCAGUAUAUCGACAGAGCCCAGAAAAGGCUGGAGGAGAAACAGAGAAGUAAAAUGAAAGAGUGGGAGUGUAACGUUAAGUACCCGCAGAUGAGUAAUGCCAAGCUGAAUGCCAACAUGUCCACAGGGCGGCCCUCCUCCUCCGUGAUGAAUGACAGUCCAUCAGGAGUAUAUGAGAACCUGAACAUCAAGAACCCAAAGGCCGCUGGGCACAUCGGUACCCGCAGAUAAGACACAUGACCGCUGUCCGUCUCACGCCUUUACCGCGCUUUCAUAGGUGCUGGUACCUGCCGCAGUGAAGGAUUCCUCACCUGAUGGAUGAUGGUUCCUGUUCUCUGACCUCCAAUAUCGCUGUGAUUUGGAGGAGGAGCAGAGGGUAUCGCCUUGCCCCCCUGCUCAAUCAUGGAAAACAAACAAGAUUUCGUCCAACAACUCAGUCCCUCACUGUCGCUUUUCUGUCGGCCCCUCACGCCAUUGUUAGUGCUGUAACUGGCUUUUAAAUGCAAAUUAAGUGCCUCUCUGAGCAAAGUUCUAAUGACCUUGACCUCAUUAUAGUCCACCCUGAUUGCACCUGUUUCUCCAGCUUGACUCUGACGUCCUCAUCGGAUCAGGAGUGGCUUACAGGCAUUAGGAAGAUGGUGUUACUGACCACCAACAUUUCAUGGAUGGCUACUGGCUUUACUGGUCAUUCUUUUCUUGCUGAAUUUACUACUGUCUAAAUGUAAGAAUAUUUUUGUGUUUAUGUUGAGUAUAUUUUUAAUGUGUCUAGUUUAUCUACGGGAAGCAAAAGGAGUAGCAGACUUCCUCCACUUUGUCUGCUUGGCCUACUGGACAGAUCUGCUAUAACCAAAGACCUCAGACUUGAUGGACUUCCAAAUCUCGCCUAGGAUGUCUGUGUGGAAUCACACUGAUUUGCACUUUUUGUGGGAUGAAUAUUGUUGUAUUGAUAGAGCGUAAUGAAGAUAUUUGUAAUUUUAUUUUGUAACCCUGUAAGGCACUGUAUACGUCGGAGUUUUGGUGUCUUGCCUCACCAAUAUCUCGCCCCCAAAGUGAUAUCCUGUUGCACUCACUGCCUUUGUCACUAAAACCGUCUUUCUGCACCACUGAUACCGACUUCCUGUGCCCCCCCCCCCCCGUGUUUUCAACUUCCUUCCUCUGUGUCAUUGACACUGAUUCACUGUGCAGUACACACCUUCCAUUUGUGUCACUGAUCUAGACUUCCUGAUGCAGACUUUCUGCAUCACUGCAGAAAGCACCGGAUUCGCUUUUCCUUCAUGGAGAAAGUGUAAUCUUUUCAGAAGGGCCUUAGUGAAACUUCCUUGAAUGCAAUUCUCUUCUGGACGUUCCUCGUUAGCUCAGCAUAUAGACAGGCUCAGAAAUUCCGAAUUAAUUCAGUGAUACAGAAAAUGGAUGAAAGCUACGUCAUAAUAGCCAUGGAAAUAUUACAGAUAAUUCAGCAUUUUAAACAUCCAAUGGAAAGCUUGGAAAUUAUUGUAUCUUUGCUACUAAGAGUCUUGCAUACUGAGCAGUAGGGGUUACAUGAGAGAGCAGGAAAUACUGUCUAAUGUCUAAAAUAUGUUACUGCUGCAGGAAACCUGACGAGGGCUGUUUAUCUCUGAGCUUUUGAAGUUGUCGUUCAGAGACCCUUUCAUAGGAAUGACACAUAAUGGAUUAUGUCAUAAUGCUGCAAAUUAUUUAUUAAUCUGCAUUAACUUUACAUCAUAGUUGCAUAAUUUCAAAUGUGAUAUAUAGUUGACAAUAUGCAGGUUGUAUUAUUUAUUUAAAGGAUGAAAAAUAUAUAUGAUCAGUGUUAGAGAAAAUUGUUUUAUUUAUUAAUUUAUGAAUGAAUAGCUUAAUAUUGGUGACAACUACUGCAGUUUUCACUGCUGGGUGUUUUAUGAUCCUGCUUCCUGCCACAGGAAGAUAAAAAUGCUGUGCUUUUAUUUUUAAAUAUGUAUUUUUAUAUAGCUCCUUUUAAAUUGGUUUUAUUCUGUAUCUGAAAGGUUGUUUUUUGACAGUGUCCAGGGGAUGUUGCUGAGCAGUGACUGUAGAUGUGUGUAUAGGAAGAGGCAUCCAUUCUCGUAUACUGAGAAGAUCUUGUAGGGCAAACUUACAUUCAAACAGACUUGCCCUCUUUAUAAAUAAAUAGCGUGACAACGUGAAUUCUCUGCUGUCAGGAAUUAAUUCUACAGACAUUAAUGUCUGGAAGACUUGGAGAGCCGUGAUGGAUGUUGGCCGUCCUAGUUUACAUUGAUUUGACAAUGACGGAGUACUGCUAGGGUGGAACUGAGUAUUGGAUCUGGGUGGAAAUGAUAGGUAAUGACGGAGAUGGCAGUAUUGCACUAUAACUGACACACACAGGAACUUUUUCUGUGUAGCGAAGUCUUUGGGUAAAAUAGUGUAUAAUGAGCACUGUGAGUGAAAGGCAGAGGAUUUCCUGCCUCUGCCACGUAGGAAGAGCUUAUCGGAAUUUUUUUUUUUUUGUUGUUUGUUUUUUUGAUUGAAAACUUCGUAUUUUUGUACUUACUCUCUGGAAUAAUAUGGCUCUGGUGGUAAAUGUGGAAAACCAUAAAUACUUGAAAUGCUGUUUGUAUGGAGCUGUUCAGAAAUAUUUGCGAUGUAAUAACCUUUAGUGACCAGAACGGCAGUGUCUACCAUGAAAGAGAAAUAAUUGAGUAAUCGACUUGGUAUUUGCCUGCCAGUGUCAAUUUUUAGAUAACAUUUCAAAUGUUCAUUGUGUAGUAAAUUAACAUUUUUGUAUUCUUUAGCAAUGUUUUGACUCCAUCCUUGUUUUUAUUGUUAUUACUAUGAUAAUAAUUUUGUUGUUGUUAUUAUUAUUGUUAUUAUUAUUAUUAUUAUGAUGGUAACCUAUUAUAUAUUUGACAAGGACACUGCAUCCAGUGCAGCUACAGUGUCAUUGAAUCUAUCAGUAUGCACUGCAAUCAGAUGCAUUUCUUUUACUCUCCCUGCAUUUCCUUAAUGUUUAAUAGCAUAAUGUUGGUUUUUGUCUUGUCCUUCCUUUUGGUUGCCAUGUGUCUCUUCUGCACUGGGUUAUGCCAGUUGUCCUAUUCAACUGUGUGGCUCAGUCUGCCACCAUGACUAAUACUGCAGUGUUACAGGUCAUGAAAGAAAAUAUUAAAUAAGUAACAUCAAUCAA